Messenger RNA from Chlorella variabilis, 2676 nucleotides. RefSeq lists its product as hypothetical. The transcript has 21 exons. The record is from RefSeq and is a predicted model, not a curated record. Gene Ontology annotation, molecular function: glycosyltransferase activity. Bases 1 to 2676 code for a protein of 891 amino acids. Lineage: Eukaryota; Viridiplantae; Chlorophyta; Trebouxiophyceae; Chlorellales; Chlorellaceae.
AUGCCGCCGCUCCCCGCCCUCGCCCUGCUGCUGGCGGCGGCGGCGGCGCUCCCCACCGCGGCCGCCUGGAGGCCACAGCCUAACCCGUUCCCCUUCACCACCGAAAUGAGACAAUGGGCCGACGAAUUGAAUUGCCUUAGGAUCACAGACGCGCUGUACUACUCAACACCCCCGCGUUUCGACAAGCGGGAGCAGACGCCUGGACCCUCUGUGGCAAUGGACAGGCAGCGCUACCUACAAGAGAGUGGACAGUACUACUACACCGUCACCUGCGCGGCCUGCCCAGAUGCCGCCGUGGCCCCCCGCGACUUCCUGAAGGAUGCGACGUUCAAGUGGUUUGGGGACACGCCCUACUGCAACGGCGCCUGCCCCCGCGGCUGGACCGCGCUGACGGGGCCCGUGUCGUCAGGGCCGGGCCGCCCCGCAAGCGAGGAUCGCUAUUUUGGCUCGCCCUGCGAAAUCGAGGAUGUCCCCGGCAAGGUCCUGUGCGCCUUUCCGGGGCGCAAGGCCUGCAAUCGCUGCACUUACCGCUUGUGCGUGUGCGACGACACAAAUACCUGCCAGCCGGGGGAGACGCUUGUGGCGCUGGAUGCCGCUCCGUGGGUUGCCCGAGCGGCGCUGUGUGAGCUCUGUGCGCGGUCGGUGUUUGACGAGUCCAAGUGUGGAGAGCCGCGGGAGCAAUGCGUCAAAGCCAAUUACCCUCGAUACUUGCAAGAUUAUUGCUUGGAGGGUGAGCGCAUUGUGGACAAGCCUACCACCAGUUGCGAGAGCUCGGUGUGGUGCCAGAGCUGCCCCCUAGAUUAUGUCGCUUCUGCCGCUGCAAGCGCCUCUGCCGCCGGUCGCAGGCAGCCCAAGUGCCUCAAGCGGGCGUGCACCAAGCCGUUGCGCAACCGCCGCUUUGUUGGGCGCCCCGCCCUCACACUCUCUGGCGUCACCACCUACGCCGCCUGCUGCAAGAUGUGCCGCACAAUCACGGGCUGUGUACGUUUUGGCACGUGCCAGCCACCGGCUAGCUGCAGGCCACAGGAGGCAGAUGUGGACAUGGCGUCAUGUAUGCGGGGACAGCUGUGGUGCACGAUACGACGACAUGGGCGCAUAAUAUGGGUUGCUGAGUUUACAAAUGUAAUGUGCUCAAUGUAUUCACUCUCUUACCGCCACUUCGCCAGGUCAGCACAGCGCAGGAACGCGGGUCGGGGGGACCCACUGCCGCCCGCCCAGGCGCCCGACUGCUACCUCGCCGGCGGGGCCGCCGCCGCCGCCGAGCCAGCCGAGUGGGAGGCGUUCACGCUGCCCUUCCAGCCCGUGGAGCAGCUGUCGGCCGACACGCUGCCACUGAGCAGCCACAACUGCACCGGCGACGAGGUGUACCUGCGGGUGUGCCGCUACACCAACCUGCUGCUGCACAACGGGGAGGUGUUCUAUGUCGCCAGAGGCGGCGCCUCUGCCCAGCUGCCCCCCCUGGCGGAUGUGUGCUACAACCAGGGGCGCAAGGAGUUCCAGCCCAAGCUGCUGCUCCGCUCCAACGCCUCCUCCUUGGGCUGGGACUUCUCAACGCGCCAGGCCGCGGCCCUGCCCCGCACCUGGCUGUGGACGUUCAGCAACCCGGCGGCAAACUUCUACCACCACAUGGCUGAGGAGCUCAUCACCAUGCACAACACGCUGUGCCAGGCGCUGGGGCUGUGCCGCUACGAGCAGCGCGCCGACCCGGCGCAGGACCUGCUGAUACUGGGCCUCAACGGCGCCGUGCUGUCCAAGCCGGGGCAGCCCAAGGUCCUGCUGGCGCGCCCCGCCAACGCCACCAUCGCCCAGUGCAUCACCGCCCGCCCCGCGCUGCUCACAAAGCACCACAGCCUGUGGGGCAAGGUCAUUCUGCUGCGCGAGGCCUGGGCGGGCAUCGGGCCAGCCUGCAGAGCCAUGGGCUGCAGGGCCAGCGUGACCCGGCAGGACCGCAGCCCCAUCCCGGCCGCCGGCCUGCAGCGGUACCGCGACCGCAUGGCCGCCUGCUACGGCGUACCGCUGGAGCAGCCCGCCUCCCUGCACCCGCUGCGCAUCCUGGUCAUCGACCGCACGUACGAGUCGGGGCGCCACAUCCUCAACAUCCGCUCCGUGAUGCAGCUGGUGCGGCAGAGGUUCCCCGCGGAUGAGGUGCAGCUGGCGUACUUUGAGGACCUGUCGUUCCGGGAGCAGCUGCAGCGCAUGUCUUGGGCCAGCAUCGUGCUGCUCAUGCACGGCGCCGCGCUGGGCCUGGUGCCGCUCAUGCCCCCGGGGGCGGUCUUCAUUCACGUGAUGCCCGACCGCGACAACCACGGCGCGCAGGCGUGGGCCCAGUUCAUGGUGGACGACUUCAGCUUCCUGAACAUCUCCUUCGUGCCGCUGAACAACACAGACGGCGCCCUGGAGCGGCUCAAGCUGGAGAAUGUGCGGCAGGAUGAGUUCUUCCAAGAGCUCUCGCCGUCGGACAGGCUGAUGGUGCUGGAGGAGGGGCGGUGCCCCAGGAAGAAAGCGUACUGCAAGAUGUUCUUCUUCCGAAAGCAGGUGAACCUGGUGCUCAACCUGGAAGACCUGGGGUGGGCCCUGGACACGGCUGUGCAGCAGCUGCGGGGCGCCGGGCGCCCAGGCAGCGGCGGCGACGAGCAGGCGGCGACGUCGCUCGACAGGCCUGCCAAGACAGACUGA